Molecule: messenger RNA, 863 nt
Organism: Mandrillus leucophaeus (drill)
Lineage: Eukaryota; Metazoa; Chordata; Mammalia; Primates; Cercopithecidae
Product: CD320 antigen-like
Exons: 3
Biological process (GO): ventral spinal cord development
Cellular component (GO): caveola; plasma membrane
Molecular function (GO): protein binding
Source: RefSeq, a predicted model, not a curated record
GGAUUGAGCCGUGUACCCAGAACGGGCAAUGCCCACCGCCCCCUGGCCUCCCCUGCCCCUGCACGGGCGUCAGCGACUGCUCCGGGAGAACCGACAAGAAACUGCGCAACUGCAGCCGCCCGGCCUGCCCAGCAGGCGAGCUCCGUUGCACGCUGAGCGAUGACUGCAUUCCACUCACGUGGCGCUGCGACGGCCACCCAGACUGUCCCGACUCCAGCGAUGAGCUCGGCUGUGGAACCAACGAGACCCUCCUGAAAGGGGAUGCCACAACCACGGGGCCCCCUGUGACCCCGGAGAGUGUCACCUCUGUCGGGAAUGUCACGUCCUCCUCUGCUGGGGACCAGUCUGGAAGCUCAGGUGUCUAUGGGGUUAUUGCAGCUGCUGCGGUGCUCAGUGCAAGCCUGGUCGCCGCCACCCUCCUCCUUUUGUCCUGGCUCCGAGCCCAGGAGCGCCUCCGCCCGCUGGGGCUACUGGUGGCCAUGAAGGAGUCCCUGCUGCUGUCAGAACGGAACACCUCGCUGCCCUGAGGACAAGCACUUGCCAGCACCGUCACCCAGCCCUGGGCACAGCCGGGCAGGAGGAGAGCAGUGAUGCGGAUGGGUACACAGGCACAUCAGCCCUCAGAGACCUGAGUUCUUCUGGCCAUGUGGAACCUCGAACCCGAGCUCCUGCAGAAGUGGCCCUGGAGACUGAGGGUCCCUGGACACUCCCUAUGGAGACCCGGGGAGCCAGGAUGGGGAACAUGCUACAGCCAGAACUGAGGGGCUGGCCCCAGGCAGCUCCCAGGGGGUGGAAUGGCCCCGUGCUUGAGACACUCCUGCUGCCCUGUCUGAGGGUGGCGAUUAAAGUUGCUUCACAUCCUC